Messenger RNA from Cyprinus carpio (common carp), 1140 nucleotides. RefSeq names its product small ribosomal subunit protein uS2m-like. Gene Ontology annotation, molecular function: structural constituent of ribosome. Gene Ontology annotation, biological process: translation. Lineage: Eukaryota; Metazoa; Chordata; Actinopteri; Cypriniformes; Cyprinidae. Gene Ontology annotation, cellular component: mitochondrial small ribosomal subunit; ribosome. The record is from RefSeq and is a predicted model, not a curated record.
UUUCAAAUAUUGGCUAUUGUGGUAUUUGUAGUUUGUGUGGUAUGCAGUGCUACGGUUUUAUCGGUCUUAAGCACACCAUUACCCACAAUGCUGCACUCUUCCUCACGCUCAGUGGGCGGAGCUCGAAGGGAAACAUGGCAGCGGGCGUCUUAACUGGAGUAAGGCAGGUUCUCCGGGGCCCUCGGUUGGUCUCUGCUGUGUUCUCAUGUCACGGACAGACGUUCAGCUCCGCUGCAGCAGCGCCAGACACCGCUGCUGCAGAGAAGAUCCUGAACUUCCCACUCACUCAACCCGACUACUUCCGAUUGUCUGAGCUCUUCACCUUGAAGGACUUGUUUGAAGCCCGUGUCCAUCUUGGACAUAAGAAAGGCUGCCGGCAUAGGCUGAUGGAACCGUAUCUGUUUGGUUCUCGUCUGGAUACAGACAUCAUUGAUCUGGAGCAGACAGCAGAACACCUGCAGCGGGCGCUGAACUUCACGGCUCACGUGGCGUACCGCGGCGGCAUCAUCCUGUUCGUCAGCCGCAGGCGGCAGUUCGGUCACCUGAUAGAGACGACGGCACGGGAGUGCGGCGAAUACGCUCACACACGCUACUGGAAGGGCGGUCUGCUCACCAACGCCUCCAUACAGUACAGCCCCGGCGUCCGGCUGCCGGACCUCAUCCUGUUCUUCUCCACGCUCAAUAAUGUCUUCCAGCAGCACGUCGGCAUCCGGGACGCAGCCAAAAUGAAUAUUCCCACGGUGGGGAUUGUGGACUCUAACUGUAACCCCAGCCUCAUCACGUACCCAGUGCCCGGCAACGAUGACACUCCUGUUGCCAUGGAGAUGUACUGCCGGCUAUUUAAAAUGACCAUUAACAGAGCAAAGGACAAGAGGAGACAGAUGGAGCUUCUCAAGGGGAUUUCAGCCUCAGUAUGAAGAGAGUCAACAAGCUUCAACAUCUCUAUCAGAGUUUGUGCGGAUGUGGAUGUUGUCCUCGCAUAGAAAGCUCAAUACAAAUAUGAGUACAAAAAGUAAAAAUUCAGUUAUAUUAAUGUAUUAUUUUGAUUAAAGUUUAGUACCUAAAAACUUACAACAUGUGACCAUCCUAGAAUUAUGGAAGCGGUUUCCGCCACAGAAUAAAAAAGGUAAUUGCAACUAA